Molecule: messenger RNA, 1395 nt
Organism: Opisthocomus hoazin
Lineage: Eukaryota; Metazoa; Chordata; Aves; Opisthocomiformes; Opisthocomidae
Source: RefSeq, a predicted model, not a curated record
GAGCUUUUCCAGAGUGAAGCUGAAGACUUGUCAAGAAAACACAAAAUGUCUCCUGAAUCAAAAAAACUUUUCAAUAUAAUUAUUUUGGGAGUCUCGUUUAUGUUUAUAUUCACUGCUUUCCAGACAUGUGGUAAUAUUGCGCAAACUGUUAUCACAAAUUUGAACAACACAGAUUUUCAUGGCAGCGGCUACACAAGCAUGUCUAUUAUUUAUGGGGUAUUCUCUGCAUCGAACCUUGUAUCACCUUCAGUGGUUGCGAUAGUAGGACCUCAACUCUCGAUGGUUGUUAGCGGCAUAUUUUAUAGCCUAUACAUUGCAGUUUUUAUCCAGCCUGCUACAUGGGCUUUCUACACUGCUUCUGUUUUUAUUGGCAUUGCAGCUGCUGUACUGUGGACGGCACAGGGAAAUUGCUUGACUGUAAAUUCUGAUGAAAACACCAUUGGAAGGAACAGUGGAGUAUUUUGGGCACUGUUACAGUCCAGCUUGUUUUUUGGAAACCUCUAUAUAUACUUCGCUUGGCAAGGAAAGACGCGCAUAUCAGAGAGUGAUCGCAGAACUGUCUUCAUUGCUCUGACUGUUAUCAGUCUUGUGGGCACAGUUCUGUUCUUUCUGAUUAGGAAACAAGAGGACACAAAAGCUCCAGGGGAGGAAGAUUCUGCUAAUGAAAUCCUGCGGGACAGCUCGUCUGCACAAACCAAAAUGACGAGAGCAGUGGCUGCCUUCAAGAAAUCUAUAAAGCUGAGCUUCACCAAGGAGAUUCUGCUGCUCAGCGUUACAACAGCCUACACAGGUUUGGAAUUAACGUUCUUUUCUGGAGUAUAUGGAACAUGUAUUGGUGCUGUGAAUAGGUUUGGCGGCGAAGAGAAAAGCCUCAUUGGUCUCUCUGGUAUUUUUAUUGGUGUUGGAGAAAUUUUAGGUGGAGGAAUCUUCGGUUUGCUGAGUAAGAAGAGUCGCUUUGGCAGGAACCCUGUUGUGAUGCUAGGCAUCGUUGUCCAUUUCGUAGCCUUUUACUUAAUUUUUUUCAACAUGCCAAACGAUGCACCUAUUGCUCCUCUGGAAGGAACGGAUGCUGUUGCUUAUAUGAUUCCAAGCAAAGAGGUGGCCAUAUUCUGCAGCUUUCUGUUGGGCCUGGGGGACAGCUGCUUCAACACCCAGCUCCUCAGCAUUUUGGGAUUCCUGUACUCAGAAGACAGUGCUCCUGCCUUUGCCAUCUUUAAGUUUGUUCAGUCCAUCUGUGCUGCCGUUGCGUAUUUCUACAGCAACUACUUCCUUCUGCAGUGGCAGCUGCUGAUCAUGGUGGUUGUGGGCUUCUUUGGAACAAUGACCUUCUUUACAGUGGAGUGGGAAGCAGCGGCAGCUCUUGGUGCCCGUGGCUCGGACUACGGCAGCAUUUGA